Fomitiporia mediterranea MF3/22 is the source of this 732-nucleotide messenger RNA. RefSeq lists its product as uncharacterized. The annotation marks the transcript as partial. The transcript is spliced from 2 exons. NCBI's taxonomy places the organism in Eukaryota, Fungi, Basidiomycota, Agaricomycetes, Hymenochaetales, Hymenochaetaceae. The record is from RefSeq and is a predicted model, not a curated record.
UCUGCAUCUGUCCCUUCACAAUCUCCGGUGUCCACGACUCGAUCGACAUUGAACGUACCUACUUCAACAUCCCCUCAAGCACCCGUUCCCCGAUAUCUUGUCCGUACAGACGUACACUAUGACAUAUUGAGCAACACCCUUACCGCCAUGCUCGAGCUUCCUGGUGUUCCGCGUGCAGCGAUACGCAUUGCACUAGGUGAUGACGUACGCUCUGGAACGAAGAUGCUUAUCGUUCGUGGGCGAAUGCGGAGAGUUACAUUUCCUUUGCUUAACAAGGAUGGGAAUAAAAUUGUAGAUGGAGCGGAGGGAAGUGAGGACAACGGUUAUGUGGUUAAGGAGCGGAAAUGCGGAGAGUUUAAGAGGGUGUUGGUCGUACCAACGGAGACUAAGCCCGAAGAUAUACGAGUCUCGAUGCAGGAUGGGAUUCUGUUCUUGCGAUAUCCAGCUGGAGAGCAGGACAUCUUGCUUGCUAGUUCGUCUCAGAAACAAGAGCAGGCUCAUAAUGCCCAACCACAUACUCCAGCUGGAUCAACGCACUCGGGAAGUGGGUCUGGCACAUCAACUCCAAAAACGAGCAUAAACCAGCGCGGUGCCAGACUAGUUACCUUCCAGUCUGGCGUAACGCACUCCGAGGUCGGCUCUUCCUCGGCCUCAACCCCAAACUCCAGACCAGUAGUCAAUGGCCACAUACAAACUUAUUCGCCGAAUCGUGGACCCGAUGCUGCUUCUUGA